Messenger RNA from Hyla sarda, 930 nucleotides. RefSeq names its product olfactory receptor 12D1-like. Lineage: Eukaryota; Metazoa; Chordata; Amphibia; Anura; Hylidae. Gene Ontology annotation, cellular component: membrane. Gene Ontology annotation, molecular function: olfactory receptor activity; G protein-coupled receptor activity. Gene Ontology annotation, biological process: G protein-coupled receptor signaling pathway. The transcript has a single exon. Bases 1 to 930 code for a protein of 309 amino acids. The record is from RefSeq and is a predicted model, not a curated record.
AUGGCAGGGUGGAAUGGGACAUCAAUAAACAUGUUCAUCCUCAUUGGCAUAACCGACCUGCCUUGGCUUCAAAAGGUCCUCUUUGUUCUAGUUUUCUUCUUUUACAUUCUUGAUGUAUUGGGGAACCUCAUCAUUGUGUGUAUAGUGAUUCGGGAUCCUUCUCUUCAUUACCCAAUGUAUUUCCUCCUGGCUAACCUUUCCUUUGUGGAUAUCUGCUUUUCCUCUAUCACAGUUCCCAAGAUGAUGGUUGGGUUCUUCAUGGAGAACACUAUUUCUCUUCAAGGAUGUGUCGCACAGAUGUAUUUUUUUCACUUCUUGGGAUGUACAGAAGGCUUUCUGCUGGCAUCCAUGGGCUAUGACAGAUAUGUUGCCAUCUGUAAUCCACUACGAUACAAAACUUUAAUGCGUAAAACGGUGUGCAUUCAGUUGGUGUUCACUUCAUGGGUCAUUGGCCUCACCACCUCCCUUGUUCAUGCCAUAAUGACAUCAGAACUUCCUUUCUGCAACUCAAACAAGAUCAAACACUUUUUCUGUGAUGUGAAACCAGUGAUAAAAUUGGCCUGUGUAGACACUCGCCUCAAUGAGGCUGUACUGACUAAUGUACUUGGGUUUCUAAGCACCAGUACCUUUUCCCUUACUAUAAUAUCCUAUGUUUAUAUCAUCCUCAAGCUUACAAAAAUUCGCUCAUCACAAGGGAGGUCAAAAGCCUUUUCAACAUGUUCCUCUCACCUGACAGUGGUCAUUCUGUUUUAUGGUACAGCUAUGUGCACCUAUCUAGGGCCUUCCUCAGAGGAGUCCAUAGAAAAAGACAGGAUAGCUGCUGUAUUGUUCACCGUUAUCACUCCAGCUAUGAAUCCCGUAAUAUAUACUUUGAGAAACCAGGAGGUUAGGAAAUCAAUGAAAAAGCUCAUUAAACAUGAAUAUUUGUAA